AUGUAUUCUUUGAAUUUGGCUGCAGCCCUGACGGCCACCGUCGGCCUGGCUGGCGCAUCGUCCAUCCUCCUGCAGGGUGGCACUAUCGUCGGAUUUGACGCGCAGACAGACUCUCUUAAUGUCAUCCGCGACGGCUCCCUCCUUAUUACGGAUGAUCGUAUCUCGGCCAUCUAUACCGCCGAGGAGGCCCAGAGCCAGAACUUUUCCCGUAAUGACACGCAAGUCGUCAACGCCACCAACAAAAUCAUCACCCCCGGCUUCAUCGACACCCACCGUCACGGCUGGCAGACUGGUUUCAAGACCAUCGCUUCCAACACGUCUCUAGCCGAGUAUUUUACUCGUUAUGGCGAGUAUUCUGCUGCAGGCCUCCUCAGCCCCGAGGAUGUCUACAUCGGCCAGAUUACCGGCCUCUACGAAGCUCUCAAUGCGGGUGUUACCACGACCCUUGACCAUGCCCACCACACAUGGUCUAACGAGACGUCUGAAGCUGGUCUCAACGGUAGCAUUGACAGCGGAGCAAGAGUCUUCUGGUCCUACGCCUUCCACAACGUAACCAACUACACCGUCUCUGAGCAGCUUGCAAACUUUAGAGAUAUCGCCACCAAGGCCAGCUUCCAGGGCUCUACCACCAGCCUUGGCAUUGCCUGCGACUUCUUCGGACCCGACCCUGUCCUUGCUGAUGUUAACGCUGUCAUUGAUCUUGCCAAGGAGUUCAAUGUCUCUGUCAUCACGACUCACAGCCUUCAGGGACCGUGGGGCUUCACCAACAGUCCCGAGGACCUUCACGCCGUCGGAGCCCUGAACAUGAGCAUCCCCGUCGUCUUCUCCCACGCCUCCUUCCUUACCUACCGCGGCGCGUCCCUCCUGCGCUCUACCAACCAGCACAUCUCCGUCACGCCCGAGUCUGAGAUGCACUACGGUCACACGCACCCUCACAGCCAUCUGAUCCAGGACCAAGGCUCCCUGGGCGUCGACACCCACUUCACCUUCUCCACCGACAUCCUCACCCAGGCUCGUCUCUGGCUCCAGAGCACCCGUCGCCAGCUUUACCAGCAGGUCUUGGAUCACUGGAACGUCCCUACUUCCACCCCCAUGACCGCCAACCAGGCCUUCCUCAUGGCAACCCGCAACGGUGGUCUCGCGCUCCGCCGUCCCGACCUGGGCGUCAUCGCCAAGGGCGCAAAGGCCGAUGUUGUCGUCUGGGAUGGCGACAGCCCUGCGCUGCUCGGCUGGGUUGACCCUGUUGCCGCCGUCAUCCUCCACGCCAGCGUCGGCGACGUCGAGCACGUCAUCGUCGAUGGAAAGUUUGUCAAGAAGGACCGCAAGCUUGUUGCUCCCGACUAUGCCGACGUCCGCAGCCGGUUCCUCAAGAGUGCGCGUAGCAUCCAGCAGACUUGGAAGGAACUUCCUUAUGAAGCCCUUGUUGGUUCUUUCAGCUCCGGGGCUCCUUAUGAGGCGCCUUUUGAGGUUGAUGUCUUGCGUGGUGAGGAGUCUGGCUACGGCACAAUUUUUGUCUAA
Molecule: messenger RNA, 1518 nt
Organism: Colletotrichum truncatum
Lineage: Eukaryota; Fungi; Ascomycota; Sordariomycetes; Glomerellales; Glomerellaceae
Product: amidohydrolase family protein
Cellular component (GO): cytosol
Molecular function (GO): deaminase activity
Source: RefSeq, a predicted model, not a curated record